AUGGAUAGCUUCCCCUCGCAGAUCCCCAAGGGUGUGCAGCAGCAGCAGCAGCAGCAGCAGCAGCCACAAGAGCCGCACGCGCUACAGCAGCAGCAGCAGCAGCAGGAGCAGAUUAAAAAGCAUGGGCAGCAGCAGCAGCCACCCUUUCAUGGAAGUUGCCACCACAAUCAGCGGCAAAAGCAGCAGCAUCAGCAGCAGCAGCCCCGGCAGCAGCAGCAGCAGCAGCAGCAGAAGGGAGCAUGUUACGCACCGGCUGCUCGGCAGCAGCAGCAGCUGCAGCACAAGCAGCAGCAGAAAGGCUAUCGUGUAGCUGAAUUCCCUGCUGGUAAAAAUGCGGUGCAUAAGCAAUGCUGCUGCAGCAACUGCAGCAGCAGCAGCAGCAGCAGCAAUAGAAGCCGCUUAUCCAGCUACAGGCGUCAUGUGAAUGCCUUUUCAGGUUGCGACUGCGGUUCUGCAUGCAGCAUCAGCAGCAGCAGCAGCAGCAGCAGCAGCAGCAGGAAGCAUGUGAAUUUGCACACGGUUGACGUCUCAACAGCAUUAUAUGUUUGCUGCUGCAGCUGGGGCAUCUGCUCGCGGUUCGGGGUGUGGGAGUGUCUCCUUUAUUUGCUCAAUGUGCUGCACAACCACUCUGUCAGUCACUGUCUCCUUGCUCUCUCGCUGCUGCAGGCCUUUCGCCUCUGCGAGCUCAGAAGAAAUGCUAUCAUGCGCAGCAGCACCAACAUCAGCAGCAGCAGCAGCAGCAGCAGCAGCAGGGGUAGCAGUAGCGGGAGAGGAGGCAGCAGCAGCAGCAGCAGCAGCAAAGAUGCUCCAAUUCGCACAAUUCAGGAGAAAGACGAGACGACAGGCAGCUGCUGCAACAACGAACAGCAGCAGCAGCUGCAGCAGCAGGUGGACAACGCAGCAGCAGCAGCAGCAGCAGCAGCAGCAGAUGGAGGUGAGGAGAUGACGGAGAUGGCUGCAGGGGAUUUUUUCAGAAGCAAACUGCGCACAUUCAAAGAAGAAUGGCUGCUGCUGCAGCAGCAGCAGGAGCAGCAGGAGCAGCAGGAGCAGCAGCAGGAGCAGCAACAACAGCAGCAGCAGCAACAGCGGCAGCAUCCCAGCCGUGGAAGCGUUAAGCUGACGACCAGGAGCCCUUCCUUGCCUCCUAGAAAGCUCUACAGCAACAGCAGCAGCAGCACCACCACCACUACCGGCAGCAGCAGCAUCAGCAGCAGCAGCAGCAGCAGCAGCAGGGUUGUUUAUACGGAUCCUGUGUGGGUGUCUCUGCCUGAGUGUUGUUUGGCUUGGCUGCUGUUUAUUGCUUUUUUUUUGAGUUUGUCGCAGCUGAACGAUGCCGGCGUCCCUCUGUCUUGUCUAUUAUCUAUCUUACAGCUCGUGCCGCUGCACAAGCAUCUGCAGCAAAGGGUUGUUAACUCUUCUCUUACCCGUGUCUUCAAUGAAGAAUUUUCUCAAGAUUUAGAUUAUCGUCUGCCCGCUUCUUUCGGGGGUUUGUGGCGCUUCGUAGGCAGCAGCAAAGCAGAGGGAUUGCUAAACGCUGAGCACACAGAAACCCUUCUUGCUGCUAAAGCUAGAUACGAGCAGCAGCAGCAGCAGCAGCAGCAGCAGGAGGGGAAGCAGCAGCAGCAGCAGGAACAGCAGGGAACGGGGCAGGUGCAAAGGCUGCUGCUGCUGCAGCAGGAGCAGCAGCAACAGCAGCAACAGUGA
Messenger RNA from Eimeria acervulina, 1704 nucleotides. RefSeq lists its product as hypothetical. NCBI's taxonomy places the organism in Eukaryota, Apicomplexa, Conoidasida, Eucoccidiorida, Eimeriidae. The transcript is spliced from 2 exons. Gene Ontology annotation, biological process: positive regulation of gene expression. The record is from RefSeq and is a predicted model, not a curated record. The coding region runs from base 1 to 1704 and encodes 567 amino acids.